UUAUCCCUACAUGCGCGCUGCGAGAGCCAUCACUACCGCCGAACCCAACCUUCUAGUCCACAUUCGUCUUCAACAUCCUCAAACCAGAAGACCUUCACUGUUGAAGCACCGCAUCACCGCUGGGACUUCCUUCUCCUUAAUAUCGUCUUCCUCCUCGUUCUCGUCCAAAUCAAAACUAUCCUCCAACGUUCCACCACCUUCGCCUAUGAAUUCCUUCUGCACCUGGUCGGAUCGACCGGAGCUAUCACUUCCAUCUCCUUCCACUUCCUCUUUUUUCCUCCCCGCGUUCGCCUCGGCCAGCGAAUUGCUCCAACACCUCGUAGGGUCCCCUAUUUUGUCUUCGUGCCUGAUUUCUCGAACGUUUUUUUAUGGAUAGGAGAAGUUGUGCAAUUGUGGAUGAAUUGAAGGAUUUGGAGGCAGUGGUGACUUUCAACACCAAUGUCGAGAGCUACCAUUGAUGGAUUGCUUUGGUUACCAGCGAUCUAUCUCCUGGGUCGCUGGUCUAGCCCCCGACCUAGCCCAAACUUGAGUAUAUUGGAAAUUUUUUUAUAAGUGUUGUAAUUUCUGAAUUUGUUUUAACAACUUCUGCAAUUUGGGAUUUUUUUCCUCAAUGUUUAUAUAUAUCAUCGCCAUAAUGACAAGUCCAACCUUCAUUGUUGCUGCAGUCGUAUUCCCAAACAUAUAGUGGUCCUCAAAUAAAACUUCAAUUAAGCAUCUUCCCUUUUCCGCAGUGCCGAUUUUGUCCAAAUGGCAUAAAAACCCCAUCCUCAUCAUCCAUCCACUUUGCAUACUGCAUUAUGAAUGCAAACGGAUGAACCGAAUAAACCCCAUGUGAAAAUAAAAAAGAAAAUCUCAACAACACGCACAAAAUUCCGAAUCCUCUCUCCCCCCGAAACCCCUGACAAAUUCCGGCAUAAAAUUGAAAACCGAAAAAGAACCCUUCCAAUUCCCUUUCCCUUUCCCCCCAACAUCUUCGUCGCACUCUGUUUCACACCAACCAACUUCCAUUUCCAAUUCCAAUUCUCCCCCAUUUCUCUCCAAGCCAUGAACGAACCAUUCCAGAAGCCCAGAAGAUCGAUCAAAUCCAGGGAAGUUGGCUCCAGGUACCUCCAGACCACUCCAGCUUCACCCUCUCGUGACAUCAAUGGCGGCCACCCAUCUCCAUCCCCUGUUUCUCAAGCUCCUGCUUCCCCAGCCCGCACCAAUAAGUCCACCGCCGCCGCCCGCAAGUCCCGCAAUCACGACGACCCGGCAUCCACUCGCGGCAGCGGCCUCCUCUGGCCUUCGUCCGCCAUCUCUUCCAACCCAUCGACCGAUAAUAUCGCCACCGCCGCUCAUGGCGGAGUCAAGACCGCUAAAACUCUGGGGGAUCAUUUUCGGGGGAGCAAGAGAUUGAUUAACGAAGUCCUGGAAGAGAAGAAAUCAGACCCAGACAAGUUAUCAUCCGCCGCCGCCAACAGCGGGUUCUCCGCUCUGGGAAGACAGAGGAGCGGCAGAGAAGUAGCCAAGUGCGAGAGCGACAGAGCGAUUCAGUUUCAGAAGGAGAAUCACCGCCCCGGAGGACUCGGCGGCUCGUUCAGGUACGCCGGCGGGAAGCUCGGAUUCCGUGGAGGCAAUAAACCCUCUUCCCCUUCUCCUUCUUCUUCCUCCUCUUCGACUUCCACUUCGUCGACUUCUUCCAAUACCCUUCUCUACACCAACGCCUGCUACGUCCCGGGGAGAUUCUCCGUCGACGAGAAUGCUCUGUACAAGAGCUCCCUCCCCGGAGCCGCCACCUCCCGCCGGCAAUCGGACAUGUUCCCGGAGCGAAUCGACCAGGACGUGUGCGACUGGGCCGGAAAUUGCGCUGAAUUCGAAUGCUUCGACCCGAAGAUUGAAAACCCAGUUAGCAACCGAAGGAGAAAAUCAGGGAUCGAAGUUUCUUCCAAGUACUUGAACAACCUUAACCGACGGGGCCCCGACCCGAAAUCCGUACCCGGGUCGCCAGUCCUCGACGGCGGCCCGUCCCCUUCCCCAAACUUGUCCCCGAAGAGGAACAAUAAGAAAUUGAGCAUCAAGGCAGGGUUCAGAAGGGCGCACUCGCUCACGCUCCCGGGCUCAACGGGCCCGUCGCAGUGGGCCCUAUCUCCGGGCCGGACCGGGUCGCCGCCCAUGACGGUGGAGAACAAAGAACGGCCCAUGUCGUUCUCCACGUGGAAGCCGCCGACGAGCCCGAAGAAGCAUGGGGGCAUGGAGAAAUUGCUGAGCAUGGGGCUUGAUUUCUUCAAGAGCAGCGCCAAAAUCAAGAGAAUUUCUUCUUCUUCCUCGACUUCUACCUCGACAUCAACCUCGAAUUCUUCUUCUUCCUCCGCCGCCUUCUCUACCUCGUCAUCGUCCAGUUCGUUGUUGGACAACGCCGAAAACGUCCAUCAGCUGAGAUUGAUCCACGGCAGGCUGCUGCAAUGGCGGUACGCCAAUUCCAGGGCUGAAACAACCAACGAGAAGUUGGAGAAACAAGCCGAGAGUGAUAUGGUAUUAGCGUGGAGCACAAUUGUGAGAAAGCGGCAGAAUGUUGUGAAGAUGAGAUUGCAGCUCCAGAGGGAACAACUGGAGGUGAAACUGGAAUCAAUUCUCCAUUGGCAAAUGAAUGCUCUGGAGAGAUGGGAGGAAAUGGAAAGGCAACACACUGCAGCAUUGUCGAAAACACAGGAAUCCUUGAACGCUGUGGUUUGCAGAGUUCCACUGAUCAAGGGCGCAAGGGUGAACGAGGAGCUGACUUCUCUGGCAUUCAGGCAUGCUACAGAUUUGACGAACUCCAUCAGAUGGGCUUUGAGCUCAUUUUCAUCUCCGGCCGAUGAGACGGUGGAGAUGGUAUCAGAACUGGCGAAAGUGGUUGCACAAGAGAAGUUGUUGAUACAAGAGUUCCACGAGAUUCAGCACACCAUAUCUGCGCUACAGGUUGAGGAAAGCGACUUGAAGGCUGCCAUAAUCCAGCUCACUUCUUUGCAGCUUUUGCAACAGCAUCACCAAAAGCAAGAAGAGCGGUGCUGACUGUUGAUGGAGGGAGACAGAGGAUUCUUUUCUUUCAUCUUCUUGUUAUUUUUUUCUGUUGUUGGUGGUGAAAUUUUUUGGGGACACAACAAGGAUUGGGGCGGUGACAGUUGGAGUUGGAACGAAGCAAGAGGAAUUUGUUAAUUUUUGAACUGUUCAAACUCCAGAUGUCACCCUCCAUAGGGUACUAAUAAAAUCAUUAAAAACAAAAUAGUGCAAUUUUCCUAUCCUCCUUUAGAUUCCUUGUUUUGUUUCCUUUUACCGGAUGAUCCAAGUUUGUGUUUCGACAGACACUAGCUUAUUACCCAGUCACUUGGCAGGACGUAGUCACGAAAAUUGACUCUUUGAUUCUAUCUGAUAUUACCCCUUAACAUGUGUGCGGCGAUGGCCGGAGGUUUGUCAACAACACCAUAAUAAUAUAUGUAAAGUCAUUACCCGUUAAUAUGUAUGUGGCGAUGGCCGGAGGUAGGUCAACAACGCCAUAAUAAUAUGAUGAAAAGUCAUUAUCCCAUUGCAUUACAAAAGAAACAGUAAAACAUAAACACUAUAAUGGACAAUCCAAACCAAGCUAUUAGCCUUAUAUAUAGCCACUAUUGUCAUGCAACAUGAUGCUCCUAAAGUGAACAUGAAAAAUCAAAGGAAUGCUUACCUGGUUCCAAUUACCGAUGGUAAAAACGAAAACCACCAAGAGAUUUCAUAAGAAAAACCCAAUCUGGAUUGCCCUUAUACCAAAAACCACAGGGACACAAAAGGCGAUAAAUCCCUGGUUGAAAAAACAAAAACCAGCAAUGUCCAAAUCAAGUCGAUGGAAUGCGUCGGCCAGUUUUUUCUGAUAAAUAGUUUUGUUAAUUAAAAUGACAAGAAAAAAAAAUGAAAUUCAAAGCAUGCAAUUUUCUGUAGAAAUCUCAUAUACAAACAAAAGAAAAAGGCAAGCUAUAUAUGCCUGGAAGCACCAACAGAUAAUAAUUUUUGUCAAUAUCCCUACCACUGUGAAAUCCUACCAAAUCACUCCUAACCACUUUGCUACACUAAACACACAAAUGACUUACAACUCUGUACUUUUUAUCUCUUCAGUCUGUAUAAGUCAAUCGCCAUGAACCCUCCCCAUUAUCAUGAUUCUUAUCCUUCUCGACAACAAACACACUGAUUGGUCCACUCUUACCCCUUCUUCAUGGCAACUACAUGGUAUUUUGAAUCAGUGCAAAUUAAUUCAAACAACCAUUCCUUGCUGCAAUUUAUGGCUUGGGGAAAUAUCACUUUAGUCAUAAUACUAAUUUACAUGAAAUGAAAGAAAUGAUCAUUAUAAUAGCCUUAUAAAAUUUAGAGUACCAAUGGUGAUUCCUCUCUUCUCCUCGGUGGCUUUGUCAAUAGAAUGAGAUUGAUGACUAUCUCUACCAACGCAUUCUAUAUGAUCAUAGUAUGGCCUUUUGUGUAAAUCAUUUCUACCUUGCCCAUUUUCACACCCCAACUCCAAGAGCUAACUUGUUGGGGCUCUCCUCUAGGUAAACAACUUGUAUCAACAUCAAACAUGAAAACAAAAAUUGCUUUGGUUGAGAUACUAGUAUCAGGAUCUUGUGCUCUGUAGAAGGCAAAAUCGUUUCUCAGGCAUUGUCAACCCCAAUCAAUUUGAAGUGGGCCAUUGCUCUCUUACCGUCUAAAUUAAAGAGCAAGCUCAGGUUAGCCUCUUUUAUAUCUUAACUUGACAAUUUUUUAGAGGAGAUACAAUCAUGAUUCACAAUUCUAAAAACAACCACCUCAGGUAAUACAAUCUUAUGGAAACAACACUAAUGAAGCUCCCAAAUUACAAUUAUGUACAUGUUUCCUAUGAGGGUGUGCAUGUGCAGAUUAAGAAAAAUAUAAGGAUUGAGGAGGGAGCUUACUUGGUACACGAUUUUUAUGAGCAAAAAUCCCGUCAAUAAAUUCCAGGUGGAUAU
This is a messenger RNA of Linum trigynum, 4964 nucleotides long. The record is from the annotation of a GenBank genome assembly. NCBI's taxonomy places the organism in Eukaryota, Viridiplantae, Streptophyta, Magnoliopsida, Malpighiales, Linaceae.